Thamnophis sirtalis is the source of this 1635-nucleotide messenger RNA. The record is from RefSeq and is a predicted model, not a curated record. NCBI's taxonomy places the organism in Eukaryota, Metazoa, Chordata, Lepidosauria, Squamata, Natricidae.
CCUUCUACUUCUCCUUCCGUUUCAGCCUCUCCGGAAAAGACGCCGCCCGCGGAGAAGCCUCCCGCCACAGAAGCUCCGGAUGAGUUUGUGGACGACUUCCGAAUCGGGGAGCGUAUUUGGGUCAACGGGAAUAAACCCGGCUUCAUCCAGUUCUUGGGGGAAACCCAGUUUGCUCCGGGCCAGUGGGCAGGGAUCGUGUUGGACGAGGCCAUUGGCAAGAACGACGGUUCCGUAGCCGGAGUGAGAUACUUCCAGUGUGAGCCCUUGAGGGGCAUCUUCACCAGACCUUCUAAGCUCACCCGGAAGGCCGUUUCCGAGGAUGAAGCCAACGGGACCCAGGCGUCUCACGCCUCUCGGGCCACGUCACCCACCUCCACCUCGGCGGCCAGCCUCGUGUCUUCUCCUUCGGCAGCAGCCCACCUCCCGCCCACCGGCAUACCUCAGAAGAUGUCUCCUCUGGCCACCAAGGAGACGCCCGCUUCUCCCGCGACCAACCUCUCCAAAACCACCAGCGAAUCCAUUUCCAACCUUUCGGAAGCUGGCUCCUUGAAGAAAGGCGAAAGGGAACUCAAAAUGGGAGACAGAGUCCUGGUGGGGGGAACGAAAGCCGGCGUGGUGCGUUUUUUGGGGGAGACGGAUUUCGCCAAGGGGGAGUGGUGCGGCGUUGAAUUGGACGAACCCCUGGGCAAGAACGAUGGCGCCGUUGCUGGAACAAGGUACUUCCAAUGCCAGUCCAAAUACGGCCUCUUUGCUCCGGUGCACAAAGUGACCAAGAUCGGUUUCCCGUCCACCACUCCGGCCAAAGCCAAGCCCGCCGUCCGGAAAGUCCUCCCCACGCCCACCAGCCUGAAACGCAGCCCCAGCGCCUCAUCCCUCAGCUCUCUGAGCUCGGUGGCCUCUUCCGUAAGCGGCAAGCCCAGCCGCGCGGGACUAUUGACAGAGACGUCCUCUCGGUACGCCCGGAAGAUCUCGGGCACUACCGCCUUGCAAGAGGCAUUGAAGGAGAAGCAGCAGCACAUCGAACAGCUCCUGGCCGAACGAGAUAUGGAGAGGGCGGAAGUGGCCAAGGCCACCAGCCACGUUGGGGAGGUAGAACAGGAGCUCGCCUUGGCACGGGAUGGGCACGAUCAGGCCUAUGUGCGGGAAUCUCCUCCAACUGAUUGUUUGCAUCUGGCAAGCACGGCCAAAUUAGGAACCAAUGAAGGGAAUGGCUCUCCAGGUCAAGAAGGUAAAGAUCACCCACACUUGACCCUUACAGGCACUCCUUGUGAAGAAAUCACAAAAAAAGCAUUCUCCAAUGGGUUUGAGAGAAUGCAGAAAAAACCACAGCAAACUCCACCAACACUUGAUAUCUCUAUUAUUGCUACUGUUGUUCUUUUUCUUGUAUUUGAUGUAUCGGUUAAAUUUUUUAAUAUUCUUGAAUUUUGGUUUGAUGCAAUACAUGUACCAACGUUUUCAGUGGCGGUAUUAUUUGACACCAUAAGCAGCAGUGUCAGUCCAUAUAUGUAUUUUAUUAUUGGAGGUUUUCUGAAAAGGACUUAUGAUCCUUUUGAUGUUUUUCUUGAGAGAGCUUUGCAAGAUGAAGAAACAAUAGUGGAGGGAACACAAAUGCAGCAAGAACAGCUUUCCGAAUGA